Molecule: messenger RNA, 915 nt
Organism: Epithele typhae
Lineage: Eukaryota; Fungi; Basidiomycota; Agaricomycetes; Polyporales; Epitheliaceae
Exons: 4
Coding region: 1-915 (304 amino acids)
Source: RefSeq, a predicted model, not a curated record
AUGAUGGCAUGGGCAUGUGUGGUCGCAGAACGCCUCGGCUUCUCAAGAGAAGAGGCCCUCAGUGUAGCCUCUGUUUAUACGGAGAUGAACGCCAUAACGAGAGGCGUUACGCUUGGCCUGUAUGCCGACGGAAAGCAAAAGGGCAUGGAAGCCAGCCGCACGGGCAAUCAACCAUACGUUGAGCUCAUGGGCCGUCGAGAACCUCCCUUCUUCACACCCCCUUAUGGUGUACUGAGGAGCUCACCACUGUUUUUGCGCUCCGCGGCCGCACUGGACGCGCAAAUGGCAACCCGCAACCUCGCACUCCUGUCUGACUCGGCGAUCCAGCAUACCGCAGACGGCCACUGGCGGGCCCUCGGCCCCACAGGCGGCCCCGCCCCGCCCGCCGCCGCCUUCUCCUACAUCUCCCGCGCGCUGCGCCAGACCCGCCCCGCCAUCCUCGGCGCACUGCGCCUCCUCGCGGCCUCCCUCUCCCCACGGAGCUCAACGCGCGUGGCGGGGACCUCUACCGCGACUUCCGGCCCGCCGGGGGGGCUGGGGCGAGCGCGGGGAAGUCCGGUGCGCGACGAUCCUCGGCCUGCGCAGUGGGGCCGCGGACCCGGGGGAGACGGAGCGGCCUCGGAGGCUCGGCGUGCGCACGGCAACGAGUUCGUCAAGCGGGACCCUGGGUCAAGGACGAUCUCAGGGGGGUCAUCUGCGGGGCGGACGUCGACCCCGCCCUUGUCGGAGGAGCCAGGGCGAGGUGACGAGCCAGAGCUGAAACGGGUCAGGGCGGACGUUCAGGCAGGUGAAGGACAGGGUCCUGAGAAUGGGCCUGCGUCGGGUCCUAGACCCGUGCCGGUGCGAGACGAGUUCGACGCGGCGCUCGACGACGACGCGCUGUUCGACGAGUUCGACCUCAGCGCCAUACCCUAA